This is a messenger RNA of Malania oleifera, 5467 nucleotides long. Its product is annotated as ferredoxin-dependent glutamate synthase, chloroplastic-like. The record is from RefSeq and is a predicted model, not a curated record. Gene Ontology annotation, molecular function: glutamate synthase (NADH) activity. The transcript has 33 exons. Bases 199 to 5091 code for a protein of 1630 amino acids. Gene Ontology annotation, biological process: ammonia assimilation cycle. NCBI's taxonomy places the organism in Eukaryota, Viridiplantae, Streptophyta, Magnoliopsida, Santalales, Ximeniaceae.
AUGGUUUGUGGUCUGUACAUCAGCGAGCGAAGACGAAGUAGGAGAGGCCAGAGGAGGCGGGUGGCUCACUGGCUCCGGACCUCUCUUCCUUUUUUAUCUCCAUAUCCAUUUUCUUCCUUCGCCACACGAUCCUCCCCCCCUCUCUAUAUUUCUCUCUCUCUCUCUCUCUAGAGCUCGUGCUUUAUUUGUCGAUUGAUCAUGGCUGCGCACUCAGUAGCUCCCAUUCCUCGGCUAUUCGACUACAAUGGCAUCGCAGCUACGCGGUGGUCGGGGAAAGCGUCAAUGUUCGCAUCAAACAGGGGACUCCUCCUUAUGGAUUUCGUCAAUUCGCGCUCUAAAUCGAAGCGAACAAGACGGAGAAUUGGAGUUUCGAGCAACAGAAACUUAUUUCCCGGGCUUGCGGGGAAAAACAAAUGUUCAGUCAGAGCUGUUGUAGAGUUUAAAGACACUGACAGCGAUUUCGAAGAACCUGUUGUAAAUAUAGAUUUGAAGCAGAAGGUUGUAAACUUGGAUGACAUAAUAGCAGAGAGAGGAGCUUGUGGAGUUGGAUUCAUUGCUCAUUUGGAGAAUAAAUCUUCACAUGAGAUUGUAAAGGAUGCUCUUACUGCUCUUGGCUGCAUGGAACAUCGUGGAGGUUGUGGAGCAGAUAAUGACUCUGGUGAUGGUUCGGGAUUGAUGACUUCUAUCCCAUGGGAUCUUUUUAAUAAUUGGGCUAGCAUGCAAGGAAUACAUUCUUUUGAUCCUUUGCAUACCGGUGUUGGAAUGGUUUUUCUUCCUAAAGAUGAUGACCUUAUGCAGAAAGCCAAAACAGCUAUCAUGGAUACUUUCAGACAAGAGGGUGUUGAAGUGCUUGGGUGGAGAUCUGUUCCUGUAGAUAUGUCUGUAGUUGGUUACUAUGCUAAAGAAACUGUGCCAAACAUGCAGCAGGUAUUUGUUAGAGUUGCUAAAGAAGAGAAUGUUGAUGAUUUAGAAAGAGAACUUUACAUCUGCAGGAAAUUAAUUGAAAGAGCAGCCAAGUUGGAAACUUGGGGAAAUGAUCUUUAUUUCUGUUCUUUAUCCAAUCAAACAAUAGUUUACAAGGGAAUGCUUCGUUCGGAAGUUCUUGGAAAAUUUUAUUCUGACCUUAAGAGUGAUCUUUAUAAAUCCCCUUUUGCUAUAUAUCAUCGGAGGUACAGCACAAAUACAAGUCCCAGGUGGCCUCUUGCACAACCAAUGAGAUUUCUUGGUCAUAAUGGAGAGAUAAAUACCAUACAGGGAAACUUGAAUUGGAUGCAAUCUCGAGAGGCUUCGUUGAAUUCACCUGUUUGGCGUGGUCGUGAAAAUGAAAUUCGGCCUUAUGGGAAUCCAAAGGCAUCUGACUCGGCAAAUCUUGACAGUGCAGCAGAAUUAUUAAUAAGAAGUGGCCGUGAUCCUGAGGAAGCUUUAAUGAUUCUUGUCCCGGAGGCAUACAAAAAUCAUCCAACUUUAAUGAUCAAAUAUCCUGAGGUUGUUGAUUUUUAUGACUAUUACAAGGGUCAGAUGGAGGCUUGGGAUGGACCUGCAUUACUCUUAUUUAGCGAUGGAAAAACAGUAGGGGCUUGUCUUGAUCGGAAUGGACUUCGCCCUGCUAGAUAUUGGCGGACGGUGGACAAUCUUGUAUAUGUUGCAUCUGAGGUUGGUGUUCUACCAAUGGAUGAAUCAAAAGUCACAACGAAAGGUCGUCUUGGUCCAGGAAUGAUGAUAUCUGUUGAUCUACUGAGUGGUCAGGUUUAUGAAAAUACGGAUGUAAAAAAGAGAAUAGCUUUGUCAAAUCCUUAUGGGAAGUGGGUGAAUGAAAACAUGCGAACGUUGAAAGCUGCAAAGUUCUUGUCAGUAACAAUUAUGGACAAUGAGACAAUUCUAAGGCACCAACAGGCUUAUGGUUACUCCAGUGAGGAUGUCCAAAUGGUUAUUGAAACUAUGGCUGCUCAGGGAAAGGAGCCUACCUUCUGCAUGGGGGAUGAUAUUCCAUUAGCAAUAUUGUCUCAGAAGCCACAUAUGCUUUAUGAUUAUUUCAAGCAGCGGUUUGCACAGGUCACAAAUCCGGCAAUUGACCCUCUCAGAGAAGGAUUGGUUAUGUCUCUUGAAGCCAAUAUUGGGAAGCGACAAAACAUAUUAGAGGUUGGACCUGAGAAUGCUUCUCAGGUAAUUUUAUCUAGUCCUGUUCUGAAUGAAGGGGAGCUUGAGUCAUUAUUGAAGGAUCCGCAGUUAAAACCUCAAGUUCUGCUGACAUUUUUUGAUAUAAGGAAAGGGGUUGAUGGCUCCUUGGAAAAGACACUAAAUAAGCUUUGCGAAGCCGCUGAUGAAGCUGUUCGUAAUGGUUCACAAUUGCUUGUUCUCUCAGAUCGGUCCGAUGAGCUGGAACCAACUCAACCUGCUAUUCCAAUACUUCUUGCUGUUGGAGCUGUUCAUCAGCAUCUAAUUCAGAAUGGCUUACGGGUGUCAGCUUCCAUUAUAGCUGACACUGCUCAGUGUUUCAGCACUCAUCAGUUCGCUUGUUUAAUUGGAUAUGGUGCAAGUGCUGUGUGCCCAUACUUGGCAUUAGAGACAUGCCGUCAAUGGCGUUUGAGCACCAAAACUGUGAACUUGAUGCGGAAUGGGAAGAUGCCAACUGUAACAAUUGAGCAGGCUCAGAAGAAUUUUUGCAAGGCAGUUAAUUCUGGCCUUCUCAAGAUUCUUUCAAAGAUGGGCAUUUCAUUGCUUUCUAGUUAUUGUGGUGCACAGAUAUUUGAGAUUUACGGAUUAGGAAAAGAGGUUGUUGAUCUUGCUUUUUGUGGAAGCGUGUCAAGUAUUGGUGGAUUAACUCUUGAUGAGCUGGCAAGAGAGACUUUGUCUUUCUGGGUGAAGGCUUUCUCGGUGGAUACAGCCAAAAGACUAGAAAAUUUUGGGUUUAUACAAUUCAGACCUGGAGGUGAAUAUCAUGGGAACAACCCAGAGAUGUCAAAGCUACUUCAUAAAGCUGUUCGCCAAAAGAAUGAAAGUGUUUUUUCAGUCUAUCAACAACAUUUGGCUAACCGUCCUAUAAACGUUCUUCGUGAUAUUCUUGAGUUCAAAAGCGACCGUUCCCCAAUUCCUGUGGGAAAGGUUGAAUCUGCUGCAUCUAUUGUUCAGCGAUUCUGCACUGGUGGCAUGUCACUUGGAGCUAUUUCAAGAGAAACUCAUGAAGCAAUUGCCAUUGCAAUGAAUAGAUUAGGUGGAAAAUCAAAUUCAGGAGAAGGUGGUGAGGAUCCUAUACGCUGGCGCCCACUUACAGAUGUUGUUGAUGGGUACUCUCCAACAUUGCCACAUCUCAAAGGUCUUCAAAAUGGGGACACUGCUACAAGUGCCAUCAAGCAGGUUGCCUCAGGACGUUUUGGUGUCACUCCAAUGUUUUUAGUAAAUGCUGAUCAGUUAGAAAUCAAAAUUGCACAAGGUGCAAAGCCUGGUGAAGGUGGUCAAUUGCCAGGGAAAAAAGUCAGUGCUUAUAUUGCUCGGCUAAGGAAUUCUAAACCUGGGGUUCCACUUAUAUCUCCGCCUCCACACCAUGACAUAUAUUCUAUUGAGGAUCUUGCCCAGUUGAUUUUUGACCUUCAUCAGGUCAACCCUAGGGCUAAGGUGUCUGUAAAGCUCGUGGCAGAAGCUGGAAUUGGCACAGUUGCUUCUGGGGUCGCGAAGGGUAAUGCUGAUAUUAUCCAGAUAUCAGGGCAUGAUGGGGGAACUGGUGCCAGCCCCAUAAGUUCAAUUAAGCACGCUGGUGGUCCUUGGGAACUUGGACUUACCGAAACACACCAGACACUCAUUGAAAAUGGACUCAGAGAAAGGGUAAUUCUAAGAGUUGAUGGUGGAUUUAAAAGUGGAGUGGAUGUUCUCAUGGCUGCAGCAAUGGGUGCUGAUGAGUAUGGGUUUGGUUCUGUAGCGAUGAUUGCUACUGGUUGUGUCAUGGCGCGCAUUUGCCACACGAAUAACUGUCCAGUUGGUGUUGCGAGUCAGAGAGAAGAAUUGCGUGCUCGUUUUCCUGGUGUGCCUGGCGAUUUGGUCAACUUCUUUUUGUAUGUUGCUGAGGAGGUGAGAGGCAUAUUAGCACAACUAGGCUAUGAGAAAGUGGAUGAUAUAAUUGGGCGAACAGAUUUAUUAAGACCACGGCCAAUCUCAUUGAUGAAAACCCAGCAUCUUGAUCUUAGUUACAUCCUCUCUUGUGUAGGAUUACCAAAAUGGAGCAGCACUGCAAUCAGGAAGCAGGAUGUACAUACUAAUGGUCCUGUUCUAGAUGAUAUUUUACUUUCAGAUCCAGAGAUAUCAGAUGCGAUUGUGAAUGAAAAAGUGGUGAGUAAAACCAUCAAGAUAUACAAUGUUGACCGUGCUGUCUGUGGCCGCAUAGCAGGCGUGGUUGCGAAAAAAUAUGGUGACACUGGUUUUGCCGGACAGCUGAAUAUAACAUUUGAGGGGAGUGCUGGGCAGUCAUUUGCAUGUUUCCUGACCCCUGGGAUGAACAUUCGACUUGUAGGAGAGGCUAAUGACUAUGUGGGAAAGGGUAUGGCUGGAGGUGAAUUGAUUGUGACUCCUGUUGAGAAUACUGGGUUUUACCCUGAGGAUGCAACUAUAGUGGGGAAUACUUGCCUAUAUGGGGCAACAGGUGGUCAGAUCUUUGUAAGAGGAAAAGCAGGGGAGCGUUUUGCUGUCAGAAACUCACUUGCUCAGGCUGUUGUGGAAGGCACUGGGGACCAUUGUUGUGAGUACAUGACUGGAGGCUGUGUAGUUGUACUUGGAAAUGUGGGUAGAAAUGUGGCUGCUGGAAUGACUGGAGGUUUGGCAUACAUUCUUGAUGAGGACGAUACCCUCAUUUCCAAGGUGAAUAAGGAGAUUGUAAAGAUUCAGAGAGUAACUGCAUCUGUGGGGCAGAUGCAGUUGAAGAGCCUCAUUGAAGCCCACGUUGAGAAAACUGGGAGCAGCAAAGGCUCAAGUGUGCUGAAAGAAUGGGACACAUAUCUGCCACUCUUUUGGCAGCUGGUUCCACCCAGUGAAGAAGACACACCAGAGGCUUGUGCGGAGUUUGAUAAAACGGCCACUGGUCAGGUGAGCUUGCAAUCUGCAUAGGAUACUGAUAGCGUGAACGCAGCAUAGUAAUAUAACCUGAAGAUGCAACCACACCCAGGACAAGUCAGGCGUAAGAUGGAUUUUUAGGUUGGAAAUUAUCGCGACUUGCAUGAUUUGACAACACCCUUGACAUUGCUGGAUGGCCAAGAUAUUUGAUUGAAGAUGAUUGUCCGGAGUGGAAGACUUGCAACUAUCGUAUGGUGCUCUGUAUAGUGAUGCUGCAAAAUCUGUAAAUUCUCUGGCGCUUUAGAUUUUUUUAAUCUUGUCUAAGUUUCCUUUGCUUGUGAUAAUAAUACAGUGUCAUCAGUCAUGGCUUGCCAUUGCUGCACGGUACAUUUAAUCGAUCAAUUUAAAUGAGAUGAACAGUUUCUCUAAA